Penicillium robsamsonii is the source of this 1506-nucleotide messenger RNA. It is a transcript of the gene bfr1, whose product is annotated as putative nuclear segregation protein (Bfr1). NCBI's taxonomy places the organism in Eukaryota, Fungi, Ascomycota, Eurotiomycetes, Eurotiales, Aspergillaceae. Gene Ontology annotation, biological process: intracellular mRNA localization. Gene Ontology annotation, cellular component: endoplasmic reticulum; nuclear outer membrane-endoplasmic reticulum membrane network; ribonucleoprotein complex. Bases 1 to 1506 code for a protein of 501 amino acids. The transcript has 3 exons. Gene Ontology annotation, molecular function: mRNA binding. The record is from RefSeq and is a predicted model, not a curated record.
AUGGCUGCCACUGAUGCGGAGCGGGUUAAGCCCACCAAGCCCGAUGAGGCCGCCUACAAGGCCAGUCUCGCUGAGGCUGAGAAGGAGCACACUGCUGCUCAGGAGAAAUUGAACCAAAUCAAGGCCAAGUUGGACAACGCAAAGCCGAACAACCAGGAUUCGCCUACCGUUAAGAAGCAGCAGGAGCUGCGCGCCGAACUCUCAGCCAUUCGUCAGAAGCAGUCCGGCUUCAAGUCCAGCCGGUCCUCCACCCAGGAGAAGAUCAAUGCCCUGGAUGCCAACCUCAAGGCCCGCAUUACCGAGCAGAACAACUCUCGCGGACGUCUGUCUUUCAAGAGCGUCGAGGAGAUCGACAAAGAGAUCGCCCGCCUCGAGAAGUCGGUCGACUCUGGCACCCUCCGCCUGGUGGACGAGCGCAAGGCCCUCACCGAGGUCUCCAACUUGCGCAAGCAGCGCAAGAGCUUCGCCGGCUUGGACGAGGCACAGAAGGGCAUUAACGAUAUCAAGGCACAGAUCUCCGAAUUGCGCAAGACCCUCGACAACCCCGAGGCCAAGGCGCUGAGCGACAAGUACGCCGAGAUCCAGAAGGAGCUCGAUGCCAUUAAGGCCGAGCAGGACGCUGUCUUCAAGAAUCUCAAUGCUUUGCGCGAUGAGCGCACCAAGCUGCGUAACGAGCAGCAGGAAAAGUAUACUGCUAUCCGUACCAUCAAGGACACCUACUUCAAGGCCCGCCGUGCGUACAAGGAGUACGAGGAUGAGGCCUGGCGUGUGCGCCGUGAGCGCCAGAAGGCUGAGCAGGAGGCCUUCUUGCGCGAGAAGCGCAAGAAGAACGCUGAUAAGAAGCUUGAGGAGGCCUCGCAGCUUGCCUAUGCCGACGAGAUCCUGACUGCACAGGGUCUGAUCCGUCACUUUGACCCCGCCUAUGACUUUACCGCUCUGGGUCUGAACGAGAAGAAGGAUGAGGGCAGCAACUUCCGUGCCGGAGUUGGCCGCACUGUUGAAGCCGCCGAGAUCAAGGGAAUGAAGGUCGUGCGCAAGAACGACGAGGAGGACUACUUCACCGGUUCCGGUGGCAAGAAGGGUAAGAAGGGCGGCAAGAAGGGCGGCGCCGCCCCUGCUGAGAGCACCAAGUUCAACAUGAAUGUUGGUAUCAUUGAGGAUUUCGCCAAGGUCAAGAUCGACCCUCCCAUGAACCAGGCGGAUGUCCCCGCCUCCGUGGAGAAGCUGGCUGCCAAGAUCACCGAGUGGAAGAAGAACCAGGCCAGCAAGACCGCAGAGAACAUCAAAAAGGCCCAGGAAGAGAUUGCCCGCAUCGAAGAGGAGGAGACCAAGGCCAACGCCCCCGCCCCCAUCCCCCAGACCAACGGCCGGGCCACCGAUGCUGCCAAGAAGCCCGCUCAAGAGAACGGCGCUCCCUCUGCUGAGGCUGAGCUGGCUCAGGAGCACGAUGCCGUGGCCGACGUCGAGGAAGAACUCAAGCAGGCCUCGAUCGAGGAGAAGGCAUAA